Rana temporaria (common frog) is the source of this 1412-nucleotide messenger RNA. Its product is annotated as interleukin-17D-like. Gene Ontology annotation, molecular function: cytokine activity. The transcript has 3 exons. NCBI's taxonomy places the organism in Eukaryota, Metazoa, Chordata, Amphibia, Anura, Ranidae. Gene Ontology annotation, biological process: inflammatory response. Gene Ontology annotation, cellular component: extracellular region. The record is from RefSeq and is a predicted model, not a curated record. The coding region runs from base 138 to 614 and encodes 158 amino acids.
GUUACAACAGGUGAUCAUAUCAUAUUGGAGGGAGGCGGUAAUCACAGCAGGUUAUAAAGACAGCCAACAAUUCCAUUCCACAAACUCAUCUCUUGUGUCUUCCUUUAUUAAGCCUGGGACUGAGAAAUAGCUAAAAGAUGAAGCUGUUGCUGGCUCUGAUCUUCAUCUUGAUGUAUAUGGAAUGUGAAGGAAAACAGAAUCACAGAUGCAAAAACCCCUCUGAGGAACAUUUGAGGAGUAAGCUCGAAAGACUGGCACCUGAUUCCCUGCAUCUCAUCAGGCAAGACAAUGUGCCGGACAUUAAGAUGAAAAAAUGCCCUUCCAGCAUCAAUAUUUCAUCCGAGCUGAUGCAGGACAGAAGUAUUUCUCCCUGGUCCUACAGAAUCAAUGAAGACAUGAACAGAUAUCCUAUAUCAAUUGUCGAGGCCUACUGCCUGUGCAAAGGCUGCGUUUCAUCCAAACCCAACUCGAUGGUCAGUGUGCCAUUCUACAAAGAAGUGCCAAUCUUAUACAAAACUUCCAAGUGUAAGAAGUCAAGAUUUGUCUACAAAUUACGAAACAUUCGAAUCGCUCAGUUCUGCAUCUGUCGAUUUUUAAAUGUCUCCAAACAAUAAUCGUCAGUGAUCACCGGUGAAUCUGCUAUGAUUUUUGAUCUGGAGAUUUUGUUAAAGAAUAACCAAGUUUGGAUUUAAUGGGUUGACCUCUUCCAAGUUAAGCGUUUUUUAACGUAACUUAACCCAAGAUAAAAAUUCUGAACGUUAAAAAUUACGUACAUUUAGUCAGUAGUGAGUCCUGCUGUGGAAAAAUGUGCAUUGAUGAGAGAAAUUACUGGAUGAGAGUUAGACACCUUAGAUACAGGUUUGCAAAAAAUCCACAAAUCUGCUAAAUGUUUUUUUUUGGGGGGAAAUAUAGAAAUGUGACACCUAUGGAAAUAAAAUUAAGGACUAAAACCGAGCCACUGUAAAUAUCCCAAAUACUUCAAAUUCACUAAGAGCUCAAAUGCAAUUCACUGAAAUAAAAUCUACAAGGUUAAGUAAAUGUAUUGAUAUCCAGUUUGUGUGGAUAAGGGGUAUGCAUUUUUCUAUUCUUUUUGUACAUGUAUUAUUGUAUGAAGUAAGUUUUUUUUACUUUUUUAUGAUAAAUUGGGUGUCUCUUUUAUUAGAGUUCUAAAGCUGGACACACUUUUUCAGUUACCAACUACAUAUUUAGGAUUCCUAAAGGACUUUUGCCACUUACUAUGUCUUCAAUUGACUGAAGCGUAGCUUUAGAAGAUGAUAAGGCCAUAUGGACAAUCAUUGUAAUAUAUACAUACUGUUCUGCACUAUGAAGUUGCAUGUUCACAUUUUUUUAUGCUUUGUAAUGUAAAGUUUAUAUGUUUUAUUAAUAAAAUUAAGGAUAGAUAUUUGUGCAAU